AAAUAAUUGGCGCACAUUUCGAUCUGAACGUAACUUCUGGUGUAAACGUGGAUACUGAAAACUUAACAUUACUUUGUUUACUUGGUCAAUACAAUUAUUGGGACGAUAAGCUCACUUGACAAUAGGGUGUGGAUAGACCAGUUGAACACUCAUCAUUCCUCCCUAACACUCCCAUUUGUUAACAACUCAGAAACAGUUCUAAAUGAGUUACGUGGUGGUUUAUAUAUGUUAUCUACAUAGAUUCGAGCAUGCAGAUUAUAUAUAUUUUUUUACUGUACAAUGACAUAUUGUCUACCUAAUUAGUUAAUAAUCGGUAUGUAGCAAUCAUGAGAUGUACUUCACACUAUAAAAUUGUAAAGUACCUCUACAUAUCUGAAAUAAGCUUAUUUGUGCUUUUUCUUCUGAAACAGUUGAGGGCUUCAAUAUAUUUUUAGUUUUUUUUGUUAUAUUUCUUAUAAAAUGUAGAACACAUAAGAAGGAAUGAAAUCAUUCUUGAUUGUGUUCUAAUUUAAACUUUUAACUUAUUACUAUUUCAUUAUACAUGGCAAAUUUCUUGUUUCUCUUUUGUAUUAAGUAUUUUAUCACUCACAAAUUGAGUAAAUAUUUCUAUCCCCUCUUUCUAAUGUCACGCAAUCGUGUGUUCUCUUACUUCAUGAUUUAACUGUCAUUCUAUCAUAGUUUAAGACAUUGUGGUUUCUCACUAUAUCUAGCUAUUCUGUAUUGCUUCAUGUGGAAUGUUAACAUCCAGAAUAUUUAUGGCUCAUGGAUUUAUAUAGAUAUGUGAUAGUCUUAAUUAUUUGUUAUUGAUUAGUACGUUCAUUCAUACAAUGUACUCUUGAUUUUUCAGUUCAAGUACAGUUUAUAAACGUAUAUAAUUACAUCAAAUAAUCACAAUUAUUCAGUUUCUUUUCAAUAUAUGCGUCUUGUUUUCGGCUACAAUUUCUCUACUAUCAAUCUCCCUAAACGUUUUAGAUGUGUUAGUGUAGUUGAUUAGAAGUCGUUUAUUACCAAGUGCCAGGUUCGGCUUUCUUUUAUAUUUUUAGAGUGGGCUGACAGUACUAUCUGACUGCCUAAACUAAAGUAGGUUUAACGAAAUUCGGACUUGGACCUCAAUAAUUGAAUGUCAAGUACUAUAACUACUAAGCUGGCUAUCCACAGAGGUGCCCCUUCCAGCCAUAAAGGUUGGUGAGGCCAAUUGGCUUAUUUGGAUACUCAUUAAUGACACGGUACAACUACAUGGGCUUAAUAUCCGUUGUAGUCUUGAUCUUACUUUUCUUUGUUUCACAUCCAGUGAUUGAACACCACUUUUGAAUCACAUAAGGUAUGUAUUUUGACACUACAUCAUUUCUCUUAAAUUCCACUAAUUUAAUUUACUUGCGUGUUGUUUUUCAGAAAGUACAAAUAUUAAAGCAAUCUUGACUGCUUGGAAUCACUUUUAUCUCAGUUACGUUUUCAGACAACAGGAAAAAAUUGAUUGACAUUUGAAUUGCUUACCAAUGCAAAUUGCUGAAAAACGUCAAUUAGAAAAUGUUAACACUUUGUAUACUGCGAUUCAUAAACUCAAACAAAAAAUUCAGGAUUUAGUCAUCAAAGCGGAAACUCAAGGUGACCAAUGUGACUGGCCAAGAUAUCUUAGUACACUAGCGUUAUGUGCAUCAGAACUAAGUGAAAUUCGGAAAAUACUUGAAUCCGAUCGAUUUUCAAAUGAACAUACCCUGGUGCUUACACCAAUGUUGUUAAAUCCGGAACAAGAUAGUAAUUUAGCUAAAAUUACCGAAGAACGUCUUUCACUAUUCAAUCAUGAUACUGUACCUCAAUAUCUUCGAACUAAAUUAGAUCCAAAGGUUGAAAGUGAAUGUUCUAGCCAAACCACACGAGCCGCUGGUAUACCAUCGGAGCAGGUGAACAAAUUAAUCAAUUUGUCAAAUCGUGCGAUUGAUUGCAGUCUAAAGGAGAUCAAUUUAUUAAAACAAGAUUUAGAAGCUGAUUUUUCUGAUCGACAAAAUAAAAUCUCAUCAAACUUAGAUGACUUAGCUACUCUUGUAAAUAUCAUUUCUCAUAAAAAAGGUCCAAACACUUCUAAUUUAUAAUCACCUUAAUCAUAAUAUUUAUGUCUUACCACAUACACUUUCAACGUCUUUUUGGAAGCGUGACUCACUAGUGGUGGUCAAUGAUUCUAUAGAAGGCAUAAGUGUCUUUCCAUUUUCCUCGGUCUCAGAUAUCACAAUCAUAAUCUAACAAAUGUAUUAUGAGUCUUUCAUACAACGUUUUCCAAUUGUAAACUUUGAUAACGAAAGAACAAAUAUGGUAGCAAAAUGACGUGAGUUCAUUUAUUCCGUGGAUUACCUGUUACUUAAAAUACAAAGUCCAGUCCUCUUGUG
Molecule: messenger RNA, 2381 nt
Organism: Schistosoma mattheei
Lineage: Eukaryota; Metazoa; Platyhelminthes; Trematoda; Strigeidida; Schistosomatidae
Source: the annotation of a GenBank genome assembly